This is a messenger RNA of Ruditapes philippinarum (Manila clam), 4245 nucleotides long. RefSeq names its product antiviral innate immune response receptor RIG-I-like. The transcript has 17 exons. Bases 174 to 3389 code for a protein of 1071 amino acids. The record is from RefSeq and is a predicted model, not a curated record. Lineage: Eukaryota; Metazoa; Mollusca; Bivalvia; Venerida; Veneridae. Gene Ontology annotation, molecular function: ATP binding; nucleic acid binding. Gene Ontology annotation, cellular component: cytoplasm.
AUUUUUCGAAAACGAAACAAAAAAAACAAACCCACACAGAAAAUUAUCCUUGAUUUUUCGAAAAAAAAAACAGAACAGUUAAACUAUAAUAAGUUAAAUGAAUAUCUUGGUUAUUGAAAAGGACUUAAUCCCGGAAAGGAAACAAAAAUAGGUCGGUCAGAAAAGUAGGUGAAAUGGCGGUGGAAGCUAGAGUGUUACUCUUCAGUCAGGUGAUUUCAAGAUGCAUCAAGGAUCCAUCCGUCGUAACUCGUCUCGAUGCAGAUUUAGUAAUACCUUCUGAUGAGUGUUCAAAGAUAAAGAAGAUGUAUACAGAUGGCGAUCCAUUUAAAGCCAAUGAAGAGAUGAUAACCUGUCUUCAAAAAUCGUCUGCAAGAGGGAAAUGGAAAUCGUUUUUAAAUGCUUUAGAUAAUUUAGAGUACAAGUAUCUCAAGUCCUUACUGGAAACAGACGGUAAACCAAAUGUGAAUGAUGACCGUGGAGGGGCAAUGAUAAGAAUGUUUACACCUUACCUAGAAAGUACAAUUGAUGCAAUGGAAAUCGUUGUUGAGCUUUUUUCAAGAAAGGUGAUUAAUGACACGGAUUUCGGAAUUAUUCGUGCAAAAAAUCAAACAAUGGGGAACACAUAUGCAACAAUCGUACUUUUAGAGAGGAUGCAGUGCAGACAGGCUCCAGCCGAAUGGUAUUAUCAAUUUCUUGAUGUAUUGGUUCAUAAAAACCUAAAACACAUUGUUGAAGAAAUUGAACCGGACUUCCUACGAUGUCCCGAGCAAUUCCGAUUUUGUAAUGAAAGACAAAGGGAAUGCGAAGGAAAUGUCCCAAUUAAUGAGUCAUACGAUACAGAAGUGCCAGGAUGCAGCACCGCUGGCGACGUAUUUGAACACAUGCUGACAGAUUGCGGAGAAGCUGCUGAAGAAAUGGACGAAAGUGUCCCUGAACCACUGGACGAUGAGGAAAAUGAUCCUGACUCGUCUAGUGAUUUGAAAACAAAAGAGACAAACGAUUUUAGUAUUUCCAAAGAUGGGCUGUGCAAAUACACAAACACACAAAACAGUAUAAUAAAUGAGACAGAAUCUGGAGGCACAUGCGCUUUAAACAAAUUAGCAUUUCAGGCACUUGGGACAAGACCAGCCCCAGAAGGACAAGCGUUAUCUUGCCCUGACUCUACUGGCCAAAACGAAACGGAACAAACAAGUGAAGAGGAAAAACAAAAUGAUUCCGUUGAACUUGAAAAGACAGCAUCUGUAGUCAGUGAUGAAUUUGUAGACACAAAUGAUGAAACUGGUGUGAAAACAGAAUCAGACUUAGAACACGUUAACAAAGAUGGACAGCCGUUAGCUGAGAAAUUAUACCCUUUCCAAAAUGAGCUGGCAGAAAAGGCAUUAGCUGGAAAGAACACUAUAAUAUGCGCCCCGACAGGGAGUGGCAAGACAUGGGUAGCCACGCAUAUCAUCGACAGACACUUAAAAUCGGCUGUAAAAGGACAAAGUAAAAGAAAAGUAGUUUUCAUGGCAAGAAAUGGAGUGCUUGUUAAGCAACAAAUGGACUUUAUAUCAAAAGAAUUGACAUAUGCAAAUGUCAAACACAUUGAAGGCAAUACGGAAGAAUCAACGAUGAUGAACGCCUUUCUCGAAGACUACGACAUUUUUCUAUUUACACCACAAAUUCUCGUGAAUAAUCUAAACAGUGAUAUAAAAGAUUUGUCGGUAUUUUCACUGAUGAUACUUGAUGAAUGUCACCACGCUAGAGGCGAAGAACCAUAUAACACCCUGAUGAAGCAUUACCUGGAGCAAAAAACUAAUGGAGUUGCAGGAUUACCACAGAUCAUUGGGCUGACAGCAUCUAUUGGUACUGGCAGAGCUAAGUCAGAACAAGAUGCACUUGAUCAUAUUUAUCGAUUGUGUGCAAGUUUAGAUGUAAGAUGUUUAUCUACAGUAGAAAAGCACAAAGAAGAUCUUGCUAAACACUUCAGCGUUCCAAGUGAAGAAAAAAUUGUCAUGAAAAUGCGACCGACAGAUCCUUGCAGAAGUAUACUCCUUGAAGCAGUCAAGAAAACAGCGGAUGUUCUCGAUGAUUUAGCUUUGAUGGAACCAAAAUUGAUCACAUUAAUGCACAAGUGCCCUAAAGAUGUAGAAGCAAAAGCAUACGAGUUAUGGGUUGCUUCUGUAAUAAAUGUUGCCGAAUCACUCUCUGGUGGAGAAGGGAGGGAUAUUGCAACUUGUGCAAAAUAUCUUCAGGUUUACUACAAUGCCCUUGAAAUAAACAGAUUGUUAAACAAAAAGGACAUUGCCGAAUAUCUGGCAAAACAACUUGCAAACGAAAAUGAGAACCGAGAAAGUCUCACAAGUGAAGAAAAGAGGCUAUUCGAUGGCCUUAAAGAUGUGCAGAGAGAAUUGAAAAAUGUUGAAUGUGAAAAUCCAAACGUUCACGUAAUAAGUAAAAUUAUAUCCAAUCUGUUUAUUGGUAAAGAGGCUGACGCGAACUCAAGAGUUAUGGUAUUUGUUCACGCACGUGCAACAUGCAGAGCUUUGGCAGAUUUUCUUAAUGAUGAGUUGGAAAAAAUACAUGUUAAAGCUAGUCCGUUGCUUGGCAAAGAAACCAGAGGAACCGAUAAAGGUAUGACCGAGGAGGACCAAACAAAAGUAUUGAAUGAAUUUAAAGAAGGGGAAUAUAAGGUGCUGGUUGCCACAUCAAUCGGAAUGGAGGGACUGGAUGUACCAGACUGUAAUAUGACACUAAAUUACAACUUCAACGGCAACGAAAUUACUAAAAUACAAAUGUCAGGGCGCAGCAGGAAAGCCAAUGGCAAAGAAAUUAUGAUUGGAACAGAUGCUCAGUUUGCUAAGGACACGAUUGUUAUGUACAGGAUCAAACUUAUGACUGAAGCAAUAGAAAGUUUCAAGACAACCGACACCAACUCUAUUAACAGAAAGAUUCUUGAAGUGCAGAAGAAAACGUUAGAUGAUUUCAAAUGGCAACAGAAAAUUAAAAAUCUGAAACGAAACAAGCAGUCUGAUGAAAGCGACUAUGAAAUACAAUGCCGAAGGUGCGGCACGUUUAUUUGUAAUACUUCAAAUCUUCGACAGCUAGACACAUCAUAUCUUGUCGCCUUAAAAGAUUUUGAUAUAAAAAUCAAUAAAAAGGCACACACGAAAAGGGGUAACAUGGGAGCUUUACAAAAGAAAUACAAGAUGAAUUGCAAAAACUGCCCGAUGGACUGGGGAGUUAUUGGCGUUAAAGAUGGCAUUGAGUACUUUGUUUUGAAAUUAGAAAGCCUAAAGUUUAUCAGUUCUGAGAAGAUGACAACAAACUACAAGAAAUGGGACGAUAUGCCAUAUAAAAUUAAAACGCUCACGGUUCCUGACCUCGACGACAUGUAUAAUGACAGUUAACGAAAAACAAAUUAAAAGAAAUUUUAAUAAAGCUGGAUUCAGUACGUUUGUGAGAAUCUAAAGAAAAAUUCAUAUCUUUAAAACGUGCAAAAUCAACUUUAAAACUUUGAAAACAUUUCUUUUCUUCGUGUACAUUUGAUACUAGUAAUUUACUGGUAUGUUAAUACAGUGUUGUGUGUGAGAGUUUACUUAUGCUCGCCAACGGUGAGUCCUAUAAAAGAGUAAUACAAGUAGUCAUUUUAGAUUUUGGAGGAUAUUGCAAGAUACAGAUACAGAAAGAUGCCACAAUUCCAGAAGCUUCUCCUGGUUCGUAAGCGUGCCAUGUAAUUCAGCCCUCGUACACGGGACCUCGAUUUAAAGUCAAAUCCGAAAGACUGUUUAGUAAUUUUAGUUGGUCAGCCCGGGAAUCGUACCAACAAUGUCGAGAUUUUAAGUUCCGCAUUCUAACCGAUUGAGCUAUGCAGGCUGGUUUUAAUACAUGAUACGUCAUGUCUAUAUAUGGCAGAUAAUGAAUAAGUCUAGAACACAAGGAGAUAUUAUUCAUUACAAAAUAUUUUAAAUAACUUAGAAUUUCAUCAACAUGUUGUAUAAGAAUAUCCAAAUGAUACAUGCCUAUUGUGAAAUAAUUAUUGAAAAUAGGGUCAUUGUAAUAAUAAAUCACCUUAACCGGAAGCAAAUCAGAAUAACUAUACAUUUGCAUUGUUUCUUAUACAUGUAUAUCACUCGCGCCUUACCGACAUAUGUCAGGUUAAGGCUUGAUAUUUGCUAUCAAUAUAUUAUAUUAUAUAUUAACUAUUUCAGUUAAAUUUGCAGAUUUUGUGUACAAAAUAACACGAUUGAAUAAAAGUAUUGAAAU